Leptopilina boulardi is the source of this 3087-nucleotide messenger RNA. RefSeq names its product synaptotagmin-14 (gene Syt14). The coding region runs from base 239 to 1771 and encodes 510 amino acids. The record is from RefSeq and is a predicted model, not a curated record. The transcript has 8 exons. NCBI's taxonomy places the organism in Eukaryota, Metazoa, Arthropoda, Insecta, Hymenoptera, Figitidae.
GCGUUGUUUCAAUUGAGGUGGUGGUGCUGCAGGCGCACGUCUCAAGCAAGCAACAGAGUGCUGUAUAUCCCCCGCCCACGUAUUAUUCGGCGUUAUAACCACGUUUGUAAUCAAACAUACCAAAGACCACGGGGACUUCCUGGCCGAUUGGAUAAUGCAUCAUCAGCCGAAUUUUGCUGGUGUCUUCCUUGAAGAUUCAAACGACCCAACUCACUUGAUCACCCUCUAACGGGCGAGUAUGAUUCUGGCUGGAUCAGACCAUUUCAUAGCGGGUUUCGUGCGACCUAUUUCAGUGCCAGUAGAAACGACAGCGUUUCUGGGUGCCUGUGCUGGUUUCGUGACUCUUCUGCUGGUUGUGGUUCUGUACUUGUCGCGCAAGUGGUGCUUCAUACCGCCCUCGUCAACGAUACUCUUUGGCGGUGUCUGCGUGCCACUUUGCGAGUCCAGCAACAGCUCCACGUCCCAGCCAACCAAGAAUUUAGGCAAACCUUUUACAUUUUCGGAUCCGGAGACGAGCUCCGAUUCCGAAGAGGACGCACUGCGCAGACUGAAUUAUCGUUUGCAACAUCCACCAGACACACUGACAAUUCAAGCAGAAGAUGGACCUCCCUUGGGAGAUGUUGGGACCACUUCCAGCAGUUGUACCGAAGAUCAUUCUCCAGAUCAAAUGGAUCCAAAUUCCUCAUACAAUAACAGAGCAGAACGACAGUGUGUGGUAGAAGUAGGCGCACCGGGUAAUUCUUUAGAUAUCAGAGAAUCUGAUUCUCAGAUAGAGCACAAUGCACUACCUACAAAUGACGUGACAACCAUUGGAGUUGUUUCCGAGGAAGUUGGUACUUUAGAAGUUGCUUUCCUCUACGAUGCUCCAAUGAGAGAAAUGACUGUUCAAGUUCUUCAAGGUCGAAAUUAUCCAGCAGGAAUAAAUGGCAGUCAAGUACGUCUAGUUUUAUUGCCCUCGAAAAAACAACGGCGCAAAACACGUGUACGCCAAGGAACAUCACCUCAAUAUAUGGAGAGUUUUUUACUUCCUCGUGUUAAUCCCGAGGAUGUCAAUGCAAUGGGCGUAAGACUCAGAGUCUAUCUCUGGGGUGGAAGAAUGAGACGUGAAAGACUUUUGGGCGAAGCACGAGUUUGUUUCGAUCAAAUAAAUCUUCAACUUGAGACCACUUUGUGGCUCAAUGUUCAACCACCUCCAUCUUCAUCGGUCCACGAGUGGGGAACAACUAGCAGUCUUACUCGAAGUGAUUCCACGGGUUCUCAACAAUCAGUACAAUCCUAUGCAUCGCCAACAACUCCUCCAUACGGAAGUAGCAUGAAGGGCGGAAGUGCAGCUGAAAUCCUCAUAGGUUUAACCUACAAUGGUACCACUGGACGCCUUUCUGUUGAGAUUAUUAAAGGAUCUCAUUUUCGUGGUGGCGGAGGAAAUGAUACCAAACCACCUGAUACUUACGUUAAACUUUCUUUGGUUGACAGCAAUUGUCAUGAGAUGGCACGGUCAAAAACUUGCCUCAAACGUGCUCAACCCAAUCCUCUUUACAAGGAGACGUUCAUAUUUCAGGUGCCUCUCUUUCAACUUGGUGAUGUGACCCUCUUUCUCUCAGUUUACAAUCGUCGACGAGGUAGUAUGGGAAAAAAGAGUAAGGAAAUGAUCGGUUGGUUAUGCUUGGGCUUGAACAGCUCCGGUGCCGAAGAAUUACAACAUUGGAAUGAUAUGCGUGCCUCACGAACACCAACUCAAGUUCAACGUUGGCAUUCUCUUCUUCGACCUUGAAAUUCAAAUCACUCUCCCAUCUGGUGACAAUUGUUUCAAAAAAAAAUCUUUGCACUGAGCUGCAAAGUCCAAAAAGAAGAAAGAAGAAAGCACUUGUUUGACUUAAAUUUCCCCGACCUCAGGAAAGUUUCCUUAAAAAUCUUGAGUGGAUUUUGAUAAUUCGUACUGCCUGAAAAAAAAAAACAACAACACCGAAGUCAAUACAAUGUCAGCGCCUAUAAAAAAAUAAAAAACAAAAAAAAACAUUUUAUAGCGCAAAAGACAGUUCCAAUUUGCAAAGCAAGUUGAGAACUUGUGAGAUUUCUUAUCAGAGAGUUUCCAUGAAGAAAAUUUUUUUCAUCUCUGAAAAUUUUGUCCUCUGAAAAGAAAAAGGAUUUUUCAAAAACCUUCGGGUUUUUCUUGUAAGUCCCCCAUUUCCCAAUCCCACUUUGAUACGACAAAAGGCCAGAAAUUGAUCAAUUCAGAGGUGAUAUGAUAAAGCUUAUGGUUUACUUUGUGUGCCUUUCAUUCCUCGAAAUAGAAAAAAAAAAAAAAAAAAAUGCUGGAAUAUUGAACAGUUUGGUUCGAGGAUGGAUCGACGCAGUUUUGCCUUUUCUGUUUUAUUUUUUUUUUUUUCUGAAAAGGCAAAACACGAUUUCAAUUCAAUGACGCACAAUAAACUUCGCAUUCGCACCUCGUAAAUGCAGAUGUGAUUUUUAGGAUUGAUUACAAUUUAUCUAUUAGGGCUCUAUAGGGUCGAUUAUAGUUAAAUAGCCAGCGAUUCCUAAAUUUUAAUUCAAAUUUUUUAAUAACCAAACAUUUUCAUUUUUCCAUAAUACUAAUAUAAUUUUCAAAUUAACUUGAAUAUGCAAGAAAAAAGGAAAAUUUGUUAAAAUAUAAGAAAAUUGUAUAUACAUAAGAAUGAAUUGAAUUAAAAAUUUAGGACUCGAGAGCAUUUUUUUGAUGCCCUUCUAUACGUAUGCAAUUUGUACGUGGAUUUUUAUUAAAUAAUCCGCUAAAAUCCCACGAUUUCAGUAAAUAAUAAUAAUACAAAAAAAAAACAUAGGCAGAAUUAUUACACAUAUUAAGAUAAUAAAAAAAAAGUACCUUUAGACUCGCAUAGCUAAAGAAAAAAAAAAAAAAAACACAAAAAAAAAGAAGCGACUGAUAAUGUACUCAAAACGGACAAGCGAAUGCUGUGACGCGAAUCUCAUAAUCUUUUCAAAUCUUAACAUUCUCGAACCGAAUCUUUUCGAUACGUUAACAAUUGAAAAACAUUCAAAUUUUACAAUUAUUAUCGUCGCAAAUAUUGUUCAUUAAAAAAAAAAUAAUAAUAA